Messenger RNA from Durusdinium trenchii, 729 nucleotides. The record is from the annotation of a GenBank genome assembly. NCBI's taxonomy places the organism in Eukaryota, Dinophyceae, Suessiales, Symbiodiniaceae.
AUGUACGGCCCCUCGGAGAAGCAGAAGGGCCGUGCCGAGCCCCCUGAGAAGGAUGAAGGUCUGGUCAUGGAAGGGACUACCCUCCGCUCGACGCUGUCCAGCCUGGAGCAGUCCCUGGCCUCACGCAGCAAGCAGAUUAGCCAUCUACAGGAUCAGCUGAAGGUGUGCGAGAUGGCCCUGGAGGAGAAGAAGCUGCAAGCGGCAGAGAGUGAGUUGAAACUCGCGGAAAUGCUCUCCAAUCCCAACAAGCUCUUGGAGAUUCUCAGUUCAAGUGGGAGGGCUCGUCAGCAGAGGGCCUUCUACUUGCAGAGCGAGCGCAUCGCCGCGCACGGCGGCCGACGCUCCAUCGCGCGGCACCGCGCGGGCGAGAUCGCGCUGGUGCAUCAGCCGGCGACGCUCGACGACGAUGGUGCAGAGAUGUUCGACGUGGGGACGGCCGUGGCGAAUCCCUAUGUAUGCGAUAGUUGGCCCUUCGAGCCCAACGUGCUGGCCAAGAGGACUCCUCAAGAAUCCUCGAUGCCCACCUUCGAGGAGGAGACGGAAGAGGAGCUGAAAGAGGCAGAGCUGGGUUUGAGGACACCGCCACGGCGUGGCGCUCGUGGGCGUCCGAAAUCGGGCGCUGGUGGGGCUGGUGGGACCCCUAAACCCAUGGGGUACCGGGUGCCUGUGUGUUUUUUCUCAGUUGGAGUCGAAGGAGGAAGGGCGCAGCGUGGGGAGAUUAAGACUUGA